GUAUAAUUAAAAAAAGUUCUUUUAACAAGUUCCAAAAAAUUGCAACUCGAUAUCAACGAUGACGCUAGGCUACAAAUUCACGAUUUUUUUAAUUUUCACCAUUGUGUAUCUGGCAAAGACUCAACAUAAAGAAAAUACUCCUCCUUAUGAUUUCAAGUCUAAUGCUCAUUGGACAAUAGUAAAAAAUGUGACACCAUCGACACCCAUACAGAUUAUUUCCGCUCCUAUUAUCUCAACAUUCCCCUCAAAUUCAUGCUCUCUUCAUAGUCAUGUCUUCAGGUUUUCUAAUGUGGGUCUUAAAAAAAUUGGUCGAGACUUUAUUAACAGCAAUGAUGUUAUUAGUCUUAUCCUUGAUAACAAUGACAUAGACGAUAUUUCAUCAUUUGCUUUUCGCAAGAUGCAGAACUUGAGAUAUUUGGAUCUCUCUGGAAAUAACAUUCCAAAAGAGAAGCUAUUGUUGUUGCCAAGAAGCGCCAAUCUGCAGACAUUGAUUAUCGACAACAAUCGAGAUUCUCAUAAUCCCAUUACGGCGACCCUGAAGGAAUAUGAAGUUUUUCAGAAUUUGAAACAUCUACACUUGUCCAAUGGUCAAUUAGGGAAUUUUCAAAUUCCUUUUUAUUUGGCAACACCUAUUUUGACUCACUUACAUCUGAACAAUAACAGCAUCUAUUCUAGUAAUGCUGUUUUCGAAAAUAUUCCGGCAACAUUGACUCAUCUUCAUCUAAACAAAAACGUUAUCAAUCAAGUCAAACAAAAUAAAUUGAGGCAUCUGCAAGAACUCAAUAUGGAUGACAACGUCAUCACCCAAGUGUGUUUGGAGGAAUGUCAAGACAAAUCUAUAUCCUUGAAAGGUGCUGCCGAAAUGCAGUAUCUGUCUUUAGCCAAGAAUCUGAUCUCAGAGAUAUCAUCCGAUGCCUUUAGUGACACAAGUCGUCUGCUAAAGCUAGAUCUAUCAGGCAACGAGAUCGCUGAUAUAGCCAAAGGCACGUUUAAUGAAACUAUGAUGAUAAGUAAUCUUUCUUUGGCUGAUAAUGUCCUCGUUGUUGUACCGGAUGUCUGCUCGAUCUUCUACCUAAAGAAUCUGGAUCUGUCUGGAAAUCGCAUCAGCGCAGUAUUCUCUGGCAGUUUCUGCGUUAAUUUGAGGACUCUCGAGUAUUUACAUCUGUCAAACAAUGUUAUAACCACUAUUGAAACCCGAGCUUUCCGCAAUCUCCAAAGUUUGAAGUAUCUCGACCUUUCCGGAAAUCGCCUCAAGCAGCUUCCAGUACAUUGGAUAUAUCCGUGGAUCCAAGAAUUGCAUCUUGAACGAAAUAAUUUCACCGACUUGAACAGCAUAUCGUUGAUUAACAUUAAGGAGCUAAAAAACAUUUAUCUUGAUGAAAAUCCCAUGCCAUUAUUGACAGCAAGAUCUUUUCACUUACUUCCAGGACAUUUAAGAAUACAUUUAAGAAAUAUGCGUAUUGAAGAUAAAUGUGCACAAUGUACAUGUGAGAAUGAUGACAAUGAUGAUGAAAAGAAUGCAGAUGAAGAUUAUGACAAUAAGAACGAUGAUAAUGAUAGUGACACUUUCGAGUAA
Messenger RNA from Cyphomyrmex costatus, 1576 nucleotides. Its product is annotated as leucine-rich repeat-containing protein 15. Gene Ontology annotation, molecular function: protein binding. The transcript has 3 exons. Lineage: Eukaryota; Metazoa; Arthropoda; Insecta; Hymenoptera; Formicidae. Bases 59 to 1576 code for a protein of 505 amino acids. The record is from RefSeq and is a predicted model, not a curated record.